AUGUUUUGCUUCACGAAAAUCAACAUGCUCUACGCCAUUACCGUAUGUUUCUUCUUCGGUGUUACCGUUGGCGCCUUCGUCUUCGUCAGCAGAGCCGAUCAACUCUGUCCAACUUACAUGAAUAAUGGAACAAUUGGUCUCUGUUACGUCGCCGUAGGAGCUGGUGCUGGUGGUAUAGCCGGAUUGCUUUGGCCAUUUCUGCCAGUGCCUAUGCAUGUCUAUAUCUCUUUGAUAGCUACGAUGACCGGUGGACACGUAUUUAACCUUCAAAUGACUAUACUGACAUACGUAGAGACCAUGCGGGUGUUGAGUCACAUACAGAAGGUAACAAUAGUACCACUAGAGGUAGCAGAGUGUCUGAAGGAGGAAACAGUUUAUUCCAUGCAGCUCAUCCGAAGAUCCAUGUUCGACGAAUCACACGUGGAGGACAUGAAUCGUGGGAUCAAAGAAGUAGCCGAUAGCUUUGAUCGAGCUAAACAAGCCCAGGACGAAUUUCGUGACACCAUUGAAACUGGGUUCCGUUGGCUUGAGAGUAAAGGUUCAACCUGCACAGAGACUUUAAAAGAACCCUAUCCUAAAUGCUUAAGUGACCUGCAGAACAGCGAUUCCGUUAACCAGUUAAUUAUGGGACAGGCUUGCGAAUCAUUGAGAACAUUGGGCACUGCACCUUGUGGUAUGUUCUCCGAGGAGCGUAUAACAGACUCUUUGAGGGGAAUAAGAGACCGGAUCGCCGCCUGGAUUUCUGAUGCAAUUCGAAUGCGCGUUGGUAUCCUUUUUGAAAUGAAAGCAACCAAUUUCGUAGAAGAUGAACUAGCCAAUGCAUGGGCGCCAUUUAAAAAUGCCAUGAACACCGGAUCCGAUUUGGCAGACUAUCUUUACGAUUUCGUCACCAACUACGUUCUAAAAUACAUGGGUGCAUUCAUUCUCAUCAUUUGGCCAUUUGGUUACAUGUUGUGCUAUAACCGCGGCCCGCUGGAGUUUGAUAACGUGUACAUCCCUGAAGACGAACAGGAAAAGGAAUAUAACGACACCAAUGAUGAUACCUUGGACGAACUGCGUUAUCUACCUUUACAAUCUGGGAUCGAAACAAAGAAAAUUCGCAUGGUACCGGCCUGGAUUCUUAACCCUGGGGAGAUUUUCAAAGUAAUUAAAUCACUCAUCUUCGUUGUUGACCUGCUCAUAAUCCUUUCAGUUCUGCUCGUCGACUUUUACUACACCAAAGUGGUGGAUGGCAUGUACUUUGGUUCGAUCAACCUUUUCAACAAUUAUCAGGGUAAGAUAUUUGACAUUGUUCGUCUGCCCCUGUCGGAUGCCAAGGGCAUACAUUACAUCGGGCAAAUUCUCCUCGAACAACUAGACAGUCUACAGCAAGCAGCUGGUUUGGGUCGAAUGGUAGCUUGCGCCCGCCGAGCUCCGCCAAUCGAUUACACGUACGAGGUUUUCGCCUUAGCUCUGCUACUACGUCUCUAUUAUCUAUUCACACAAAUCAAAUUGGCAUGGCUGCCGUCUAUGAUCUGUGCUCGAUACAACCAGAAGCGUCACAAGCAGCGAAUGCGGUCCCUUAAGGCGAAGACGCUCUUAAGACGUGACGAAUAUUAUCCGCCCAGCCGCUUUCCUUGGCUAAAUGCACUCUUCGGUUCUUGCCAUAAUUUUUGCUCCUAUAAUUUCACGCCCAGUUGGCUCCGUACAUUAAUGGACGCCAAAGAUGAGUUCAAUUUGUAA
Daphnia magna is the source of this 1722-nucleotide messenger RNA. RefSeq lists its product as uncharacterized. The transcript has a single exon. NCBI's taxonomy places the organism in Eukaryota, Metazoa, Arthropoda, Branchiopoda, Diplostraca, Daphniidae. The record is from RefSeq and is a predicted model, not a curated record. The coding region runs from base 1 to 1722 and encodes 573 amino acids.